AUGAAUGAAGAAGAGAUUAGAUCUGAAAUAGAAGACGAAGAAGAAGUAGUAGAAGUAGAAGUAGAAGAAGAAGAUGAUGAAGAGGAUUUAUUUACAACAAUAAGAAGUGAAACACCUAGUCCAGCACCAUCAAUUGCUGCAGCUAUACUUAGACCAAAUUAUUAUUCUAAUUUAAAAGAACAUAAAUUAAUGAAUCAUAGAAAAACAAUUGAUCCUUCAGAUUUUACAGUUUAUACUAGUAUACCAAGAAAUUUAAUAAUGAAUAAGUUGAUCAAUAAAAGUGGGAAUACUAGUGGAUAUUCUAAUGGUAUGGUUAAUAAAGACUUGGAAGAAUUAUUAGAUUUACCUAAGACUAUUUGGACCGCUUGUUUACCAGAUGUUCAGCCAAUCAAUGGAAAUUCUCAUUCUAAUCGAAGUGUUAAAUAUUACAAACGUCAACUACCUCAAAUACCUUCAGAAGUUAAUAAAAUAGAUGUUAAAGAUACAUCCAAUCCUUGUCAAAUAUCCACGUCUAUAGGAAUAAAAAAAGGAAGAGAUAAUCUGUUAACAGACGUCUUGAAGAUGAACAAUACAAAAUCCGGUUUUAUGAGUAUACCACAAAAGAAUGAAAAACCUCAAAUCAAUGAAGAUAUUUCUGUUAUUGUAUAUCAACCACCAUCUAUUGAUCCACAUGGUCCUGCACCUAAUCCACCUGUAUAUUGUUCAUCAUUUCCUCAAUCUAAUCUAUGGUCUUUAAGGCAUAAUAAUAAUAAUAAUAAUAUAGAAUCUCCUGGAAUCAAUAAUGAAUUAUCUCAAAUGUAUUUCAAACAAUCAACAACUCCAAGACAAAAUUGGUUAAAUCAGCUAGUUAUUAAUGAUUUAAAUGAAUCAAUGAUGAAUUAUAAAUCGAUUGAUAAAGAUUGGUCACAUCUUGAUCUUCCAUUAAAACAUUUAGCACCUUCACCUUCAUCACCAUCAUCAUCAUCAUCAUCACCACCACCUCCACCAGCACCUAAACCUAUUUUAUUAAAUAUCAAUGAAGAUUUAUCAAAAUUCAAUUAUUGA
Schistosoma mattheei is the source of this 1044-nucleotide messenger RNA. Lineage: Eukaryota; Metazoa; Platyhelminthes; Trematoda; Strigeidida; Schistosomatidae. The record is from the annotation of a GenBank genome assembly.